AUGUCUUCCAGCUACCCAGGCGCUGCUCCGCCUCCCGCGGGCGUCACGCCGGAUUUGGAAAACCCGACUGAUGUCCUGCGAACCAUCAUCUUCGUCACCCAGGCAUUGACCCUCGUAUUCGUCACCUUCUUUUCUUCUUACGCCGCCACCAUCUUUUACGCUCCUAUGGCCAUGACGGUCAAGCUGUCGCUUCUCCUGAUCAUCAUCCGGGUCUUUGGAUCUGUCCACAAGAAGACUCUCAUCGGUAUAUACGUCCUCGUCGGUAUCAUCGUGGCCUACUAUACCACCGGCCUCUUCAUCAAGAUCUUCAUCUGCUGGCCCAUCUCGGCCUACUGGAAGGGCGAGACGCAGAAGUGCCUGGACCAGAGUGCCGUCAUCACGGCCGACGCCAUCAUCAGUGUCGUCAGCGAUCUGGCCAUCCUCUUCCUCCCAACCCCGCUCACCUGGUCUUUGCAGAUGCCCCUCAAGAGGCGUAUGCGUAUCAUCGGCAUGCUAGCCGGUGGUGGCGUUGCCACCGGCUUCAGCAUCUACCGCCUGAUCCUCAUCGUCGACGAUGGCAAGUCUGUCAACCAGAGCAUCGUGUUUGCCAAGGUUAUCCUGUCAGGCCCCAUCCAGUCUUCAUCAGCUGCUGACGAGCUUCAAAGAAACGCCGAGGCUGGUAUCGGCCUGAUUUGCGCCUGUCUACCCGCCGCCAACGCCAUGUUGACCAAGAUCAGGGACCCCACAUACUUCCUGGGUAAUAGCCGGUCCCGCCAUGAUACCACGGGCAACCGUGGCGAGAUCGUCAUGACACGCUCUUUCCACAUCAACACGUCGGAUCGCGACACCAAGGAUCCUGGCAACGACAUCUACGAUCUGGGCCAAGAGGAGGCCGUCCUCACAUCCUCGGCCCAGCAAUGGGUCAUGCUCCCCAAGUCGAUCUGA
This is a messenger RNA of Geosmithia morbida, 924 nucleotides long. RefSeq lists its product as uncharacterized. The record is from RefSeq and is a predicted model, not a curated record. The coding region runs from base 1 to 924 and encodes 307 amino acids. NCBI's taxonomy places the organism in Eukaryota, Fungi, Ascomycota, Sordariomycetes, Hypocreales, Bionectriaceae. The transcript is spliced from 4 exons.